GGGGAUCUGAGCUGUGUGCUGGAGCUGGAGCCGAGGACUCCAGGGUGGGGGGAGUUGAUCUGUGAUCGCGAGGGGAAGGACGGAGAGAGCUGCAAGAUGGCAACAAACCUGGUUUUGACCCCGGACUUCGGCCAUGAUAAAAUCAGCAGCUUGCAGUUGGUGUCCUGGUUCAACCGCCUGCUCAAAACGAACUUCAAGGAUGUGCGAGAGAUGGGUUCAGGAGCGUGUCACUGUCAGAUGAUGGACUGGGUUAUUCGUGGCUCUGUUGAUAUGGCCAAGGUGAAGUUUGAUGCAAAGGGUGAGGAUGAAUAUAAGCACAACUUCACUCUGCUCCAGGAGGCCUUCAGCAAGAGGGGUAUCACCAAGACCAUUCCAGUCACGAGUCUCGGGAACGGGGAUCUUAAAAGCAACAUUAAGAUCUUGAAGUGGUUCAAAGCUUUUUACACAGCAAAUGUAAAGGACUGUAAAGAAUAUGACCCCGUGCAAGCCCGGGACGGCCAGGAUAUCAGCCCAGUAGAUGCAUCUCCAUCCUCACCAGGUGUUGAAUUAGAAUCAGACAAAGAAGAGAAAGGCACUGGGAUACAUAAAAAACACCCAUACACAGAAAAGUGGAAGAAUAUGUUUGACUGGGCUGAAGAGAGCCCUCUUGGAAGGCAAUAUACCUACUGCAACACUUGUGCUAAAAGCCUCAAAACCUUUUCUAAAGGCCAUGUGGAACUUCAGCGUCACAUGGAGACUAACUUUCACUACAAACGGGCAAGAGUUUCCAAGGGUCCCUGCCUGCCACACUCUGAGCCGCUGCUCUGCACUGAUGCAGCGGUCCGCUUUAUUCAGAGACACUGUUAUAACGGCUCUGCCAAAGGGGAACAGGUGUCUGUGCGCGUUGCACGCCGCAAGCUGGGGCUUCAGUACCCCAAAGAUAUUACAUCUGUUUGCCAGCACACUCCCUACUGUGUAUACAUUUCGGGAGGGGAAACCGUUGGAAAGGAUGACACUGUCUUGGUGGUCCUCAUUGGAUUCUUUGACGUAGAAGCCUCCAGGCACUGCAUCCGGUUUCUGGAUGCUCUUGAGUCAGAGAACAGUGCAAAGGAUCAAACAGCCGUAUUAGUGGGGGAAACCUUAAAGAAAUUUGGGUUACCAGCAGAUAACCUUGUCGCUGUCUACCUCGAUGGUUAUGGUGCGGCCUCAGAGCAGAUCUGCUCACAGCUGAAGGAACUCAACCCGAACAUAGCUGUCUUUGGAGGGCUGUACAGCAUCAGUGAUGCUGCUUGCCAGGCUGGAGUUAAGCAGCUCUCCAAUCAGGCUCAGGAACUGACGGUGGACAUGUAUGCCCACUACUCCUCCUCUUCUAAGAAGAAUGAUAACCUCAAGGCUCUCUUUGGCUCUAUCACCUUGGACUGUCCAUCAUCAUAUUUCAACGCCCCCUGCCUUAACUUUUGCCUUUUAGUCGCAAAAAUUUUGGAAAUAUGGACAGAUCUUGAAUCGUACUUUGGCUCUUGUGACACGAAUGAUGACAAAGCCAAGUUAAUCUGCUCCCAGCUGCAAGAUCCCAAAGUGAGAGCAACGUUUACAUUCAUGAAGCGGGCCUUAAAGCCGCUGCACGAUUUCCAAAUGCAUCUGCAGACACCGGAAGGAGUUGCUCAAGCUGAUAUGCAGCUCAUUCUAGAAGAAGCCAGUAACCUGCUGAGCACCUACACCUCCUAUUUCCUUCGUCCUCAAGCUGCUGCUCGCUUCCUCGAGGAACAUGAUGCCCAAAUCCUCAAGAACAAGACAUUCCACCUGUCAAGCCCCGAACUGGUUGGGAAAGCCGUUGAAGAUAUCCUAAAUGAGUCUGUAGAGGCACUGCCACCAUUUACAGAGGAGGUGUUGUCUUUCUACAUCGCACUGACAAGUUGCAUUGCAGAGAAACUCCCCCUAAAUGAUGGGUUGCUAAAGAGCAUAGCUCAGCUUUUGAAUCCCCGGAGCAGGCAGAACGUGACAGGGACAGCAGUUGGGGAGCUUGGGACCAAGCUGGGACUCUGCAGCUCCCCUGAGGAGGUCAACCAGCUCACGAGUGAAUUCCUUCAGUAUCAGCUGGCCGAGGAGGGAGAGGAGAACCACUCAGCGAAGGUUUCACUGGAGAAGCACUGGGCCAGCGUACUGAGGGACAGCAAGCAGACAGUGUUCAGGAGGCUUGUUCUGACCCUAUUGGCCCUUCCCUGUCCAUCACUGGAUGCUCAGCACGUUUUUACUCAGGCCUUCGGGAAUGGAGACGCUGCUCAGAUCUCCGACGGCGAAGCAGAAAGCGAGUCUGAGGCCAUGUCCGACAGCACCAUAAAAAAAUACAGUAAAGAAGUGAAUGGCCGUAGUAUCGGAGUGAAGCAGUGUGAAGUCAGGCUUACAAAGAUAAAUAAGCUACAGAAAAAAUGUGAUGAUACACCUGGCGAGAAUGGUAUCUUUAAAGAGGGGGCCAGUAGGGGAAGUUUUGGCUGGGAGAGCAGCUUGCGCCAGAAGCCACAGGCCCGUGCAGUGUUUCAGGCUGGUGCUAGCACCUGGGCCAAACCCGUAGGUCUUGAUAAGGACAGCAAAAAUGGACUGGAGUCCCAAGAUGAGGUGCCACAAGAGACUUCACCAUCCAGUAAAUUCACACCAAGAAGCCGCAGGAAGCACGUCUACCAGGAUGGGAAAGGGUUUCUGGCAGGAGAGCUGGUGUGGGGGAAAGUGAAGGGGUUCUCCUGGUGGCCGGGGCUGGUGACAUCCUGGAAAACCAAGUCCAGUCCCCCGGGCAUGCGGCGGGUGGAGUGGUUUGGAGAUGGGAUGUUCUCAGAGAUCUACACCGAGGGUCUACUGGGAUUACAUUUUUUCACUAAGUGCUUCAGUAAAGACUCCUUCACCUGCUUGCCCCUCUACAAAGAAGCCAUCUACCAAAUUAUGGAGUUGGCAGGUGAGCGAUCAGGGAAAUCCUUUGCUGUGGCUGAAGGUGAUAAAGAAAAAGAGCUGAAGUUGAUGCUGGACUGGGCUUCUGAAGGAUUUCUGCCUUCAGGACCAAGCGGAUUCCUACCUCCUGAUUCUGCUUCAAAUGCUGAGACUUCUGACUCGGCCCAGUCCGACUACCAGCCCCCAGCAAAAAGGAAAUAUGUGUUUAAAAACAAGGCAACUACAGUCGCCAUCACCUAUAGCAGAGAAUCAAUACCAGCAAAGCUCAAGGAAGAAGGAAUAACCAUUGAAGAUCUGUGUUUGUCUUGUGGAUCAACUGACAUAGAAGUAUCUCACCCACUGUUUGAAGGUGCUCUUUGUCAAAAAUGCAAGGAGAACUUCUCAGAGACGCUGUAUCGCUACGAUGAGGAUGGCUACCAGUCGUACUGCACCGUGUGCUGUGCUGGGAUUGAGGUCAUUCUGUGUGGGAUCUCCAGCUGCUGCAGGUGUUUCUGUAAGGACUGUAUGGAAAUCCUGGUGGGCCCGGGAACCUUUGACCAAUUAAAAGAUGUGGAUCCCUGGAGCUGCUUCAUGUGCAAGCCGUCGCAGUGCGCGGGGAACCUCCAACUCAGGCCAGACUGGAGCGUUAAGGUUCAAGACUUCUUCGCCAACAACAGCGCCAUGGAGUUUGAGCCUCACAGAGUGUAUCCCUCCAUCACUGCCGACCAGCGCAGACCAAUCAAAGUGCUCUCACUGUUUGACGGCAUUGCAACAGGAUACCUGGUGCUCAAGGACCUGGGCGUCAAGAUGGAUCGCUACGUCGCUGCAGAGAUUUGUGAGGAUUCCAUCACUGUGGGGAUGAUCAAGCAUAAGGGAAAGAUCGAAUAUGUCAAUGACGUUCGCACCAUCACAAGGAAACAUCUGGCGGAAUGGGGGCCAUUCGAUCUUCUGAUAGGAGGCAGUCCAUGUAACGACCUCUCAAUGGUCAACCCUCUCAGAAAAGGAUUGUUUGAGGGCACUGGGCGGCUCUUCUUUGAGUUUUACCGCAUUCUGGCCAUGUUGAAGCCGAAGGAAGGCGACGACCGUCCGUUCUUCUGGUUGUUUGAGAACGUGGUUUUCAUGAGUGCCCGCGACAAAGCAGACAUUUGCAGAUUCCUCGAGUGUAAUCCUAUUCUAGUCGAUGCAGUGAAAGUCAGUCCCGCUCACAGAGCACGCUACUUCUGGGGGAACCUCCCCGGCAUGAACAGGCCUCUUUCAACAUCGCUUGACGACAAAGUGUCUCUCCAGGAUUGUUUGGAACUCGGACGCACGGCAAAGUUUGACAAAGUCCGCACCAUCACAACAAAGUCUAACUCCAUAAGGCAGGGGAAGCAUGGAUCGCUGCCUGUCAGCAUGAAUGGAAGAGAGGACUACCUUUGGUGCACUGAAAUGGAACAGAUCUUUGGAUUCCCCAAACAUUACACGGAUGUGAACAACAUGGGCCGGGUGCAGAGGCAGAGAGUCCUGGGUCGCUCCUGGAGCGUCCCCGUCAUCCGCCACCUGUUCGCUCCACUGAAGGAUUACUUUGAAUGUAUAGAACAACCUCAGAAGUGAAUCUUCCUGUCAGAGCAGCAGCGGUAAACCUUACUGCCUUAUCCCGCCCCUCGUUUCUGGGUUCACACUUUUAAAACUCUCCAAUCUUAUUCUGAAAGACCUAAUCUAGUGUUUACUAUUUAGAAUUUUAGAUAUGUUUCCCUCAUACAACUCUUUUAAUCCUGGGACUCUUCCACCAGCAGCCUCUGACACUUCCCGGUUUCAGGUUCACUUCGAUAAAUGAUGGUGCUCUGAUCAAACUGUACUGAUGCUGAACACGGAUCUGUAUCAUGAAGAGACAUUAGACAGUAAGCUGGUUCUCUUUGUGCCUACCGCUGGUCGACCAUUACUAGAGGCUGACUCACUUCAAUCAGGAUAAUUUAGAGUUUAAUAUAAAGUUUAGGAGCAAUAAUGCGAUUCAUCAUUUCUACACAACUGGACCUCAACACUGACAAAGGUUAUCAUGACGUCACUCGUGAUUAAGUUGAAGUCGAGACACUUUUAGUGAUAAGUUACAUUAUUACUGAGAGAAACAACCAAGUGUCCACUCUGAGGACUUUUAACAAACUGGUAGUUAAUUUUUUUUAGAAAAAAGCUCAGAAAAGCCACUGUUCUCUACCCAUCCAUCACUAAAUGACAGACAUGGUAAGACAUGACAAAAAAGAGCCAGAUGUUUCCCUCGGGAGUUUGGAGAAAGCGAAUUAGACCUAAAACAGAGAGAACAUUGGACUUCAACUUAUCAGGUCAGCAAAAUGCCAAAACAUCACAAAUUCAAACUGCAGAACAGGUUGAUAAAAACUCAUUAACACUGACUUAAAAUAUGGGCUUACCUUUCAUUUGUGGGUAUGACUUCUGAAGUAAUAACCAGCAUCAUGAUACUGUUUACUCAGGAUCCAUUUAGGAAACCCGGUAGCCUGCCCGCUGAUCUCGCUUCAUGAUACAGGUCUCAGGUCUCUACCUCAACACGGACUUACUGCAGUUACACUUUUUAUUUUUAAUUAUUUAUAUACAACAAUGGUAACUUGGUUUUCUGUCUGUGUGUAUUUUUAUUUUGUUUUAACGUUUAAUUUUACCAGAGAUUUUAGGUCUAAUCCGGACAAGUUUUUAUACAUUUUUCAUAAUCACUACAACCUUUGAUCAUUUCUUCAAUUACUCAUUUUCUCUUAAAUGCCAAAAAACUGUGAUAAUUGUCUUCAAAUCUUCAGUUUUAAGUCCUGUCAUCAAAUUACCUGUUAAAUCUAGCAAAUAACAUACACUCAUCCAAAAGAAGACGUUACAGUAUAAUUCAUAUUUAAAAAAUAAAUUCAACAAUAAGAGUUAGGUGCAGCCCUGGUAUAACUUGAAAGAAGAAGUUAUGGUUUGUUAGCUGUACUGUCAGCAGUAAUGUUUACUGUCAUUCUGAUCUCAGUCAGACAUUAAUAUGCACCAUUGUAAUAUCUUUAUUUUUGUUUACUGUGACUUUGCCUAGUUUUUAAUUCUCAUACAACAUUGUCAUGUGACCUUGAAGUAGGAUUUUACUUACACCCGUGUUCCCUUCGUUCAGAUGAGGGAUUUUUUUAACUUUUCUGAAAGUUACGAUUGUGUUGCUGCGUCACGUGUGAAUCACUGUUGGUUUUCCUGUGGUUGACCAUUUAUUACUUUUCACCAUGUGUAACGUACUCAUCUGUGAAUGCUGGACAGACCUGCAGUGAGAACAGACUGUUUCAGACGAGGUCGACACUUUUACCUCAUCGAUCUCUGGUUCAUCCGGUUUCCUGACGGUGCUACGCUAACGGUGCUACGCUAACGGUGCUAGCCCUUCAUGUACAGUUGGUCUUUUGACCUGUGCCCUGAUUGGCUCCUUAUAAAAGUGAAUGUUCCUGUUAGGUUUUUGUUUUGCUGUGUGCUGGUUCUUCAGUUGUGUGUUAGUGACUUAUAUAUAUUAGCGUUAUAUAUUUCGGUUUCCGCGCUGACAAGAACCAGUCAGGACGUACUGAAUAAAUGUAUGUGGGAUUUUUACUCGGAGCAUCACUGAACAAGUGGGGCUUGGUUUUUAUGGCCAGACAUGUUGUUUUUGUUUGUUUGCUUUUUUUUUCUUCUAUUUUAAUUCGAUUCUGACAAAUUUUGUCCAAAAAAUACAAUUUCACGGACCAAAACACAUAUAUUUGUAUAUUUGAUUAGAUUAUUUUUGACUAAUAGAUAGAUUUGGCCUUUUCUAAAAAUCUGUUUAAGAAUAUAGUUCAACUCAAACUUCUAAUUCUAAUUAUGGAAAUCAUGCUGAAAAGCCACUGGAGCUCAGUGUCGUAACACCAGCUGAUUGAACUGGAUCUAUGCUGUUUGUAUAAAUCCAGUGAUUAUGAACAUGUCCAGAUGUUUAAUGUGGAAAUUACACAUUUCUCCACCAGAGCUCCAAAGUGUUAAAAACUGCUGCAGUAAAACAUUUGGGACGCGCAGAGUUUUAUUUUAUCGAGCUCAUCAGCUUCCUGGGAGUCUGUGUCCCGUCACGGCUGUUAAACAUGGAUGAAACUGUGUUUUACUUCAUUGGUUUUAAUCCUCACGAUAUCAUCAGUACUGUUUUCAUACAAGUUCUUGGUUCAUAAAUAAAAAAGAUAAAACUAAAACAUCAAACAGCU
This is a messenger RNA of Pleuronectes platessa (European plaice), 7079 nucleotides long. RefSeq names its product DNA (cytosine-5-)-methyltransferase 3 beta, duplicate a (gene dnmt3ba). The transcript has 26 exons. Bases 97 to 4488 code for a protein of 1463 amino acids. Gene Ontology annotation, cellular component: nucleus. Gene Ontology annotation, biological process: negative regulation of transcription by RNA polymerase II. Gene Ontology annotation, molecular function: DNA (cytosine-5-)-methyltransferase activity, acting on CpG substrates; protein binding; DNA binding. The record is from RefSeq and is a predicted model, not a curated record. NCBI's taxonomy places the organism in Eukaryota, Metazoa, Chordata, Actinopteri, Pleuronectiformes, Pleuronectidae.